This is a messenger RNA of Neoarius graeffei (lesser salmon catfish), 884 nucleotides long. It is a transcript of the gene fis1, whose product is annotated as fission, mitochondrial 1. The record is from RefSeq and is a predicted model, not a curated record. The transcript is spliced from 5 exons. Gene Ontology annotation, molecular function: protein binding. Lineage: Eukaryota; Metazoa; Chordata; Actinopteri; Siluriformes; Ariidae. Gene Ontology annotation, biological process: mitochondrial fragmentation involved in apoptotic process; mitochondrial fission; peroxisome fission. Gene Ontology annotation, cellular component: peroxisomal membrane; mitochondrial outer membrane. Bases 35 to 496 code for a protein of 153 amino acids.
UUUAAUUUGUUACUUGCCUAGAAUUUCCGGCAACAUGGAGGCAGUGGUGGCAGACGUUGUAGCUCCAGAAGAUUUAAAGAGGUUUGAGAACAAAUACAACUUGGAACUGGCAAAGGGGGCUGUGUCCAAAGACACCAAAUUUGAGUAUGCAUGGUGUUUAGUCAGAAGUAAAAGUACGAACGACAUAAAGAAAGGGAUUCAGCUGCUGGAGGAACUUGUACAGAAGAGCUCAAAGGAUGACCAGAGAGACUUCCUGUUUUAUCUGGCUGUUGCAAAUUACAGACUUAAGGAAUAUGAGAAAGCUUUAAAGUAUGUUCGCAUUCUGAUGAGGAAUGAACCUGGAAAUAAGCAGGCGAUUGAGCUGGAAAAGCUCAUCGAUAAGGCACUAAAGAAAGAUGGCCUGGUUGGCAUGGCGAUUGUUGGAGGCAUCGGCUUGGGCGUGGCAGGAUUAGCAGGACUGGUUGGGCUGGCUGUGGCUAAAUCUGGAAAGUCCUAACAAGGAGAUGAGGCUUCAUAGCUUCAAAAGAACAAGAUUGAUUAAACAUGGAGAUUGGCUUUUCAUCCUUAAACACCUGGAAGUGGACUGACUAAUAUAUCUAAUGACAGGGUCGUUGUUGUUUUUUCUGUUUUGCAUCUUUACUUGCACAAGCUAAUCACAGCAUCACCUUUUACAAAAUAUCAUGUUUUUUUGUGCAUGUGUCUUAAAAUCUUUGGGUAAAAUAUCUACAUAAGUAUUUCCUUUCACAUAUGUUGAAAACAGAAGUAUAACUGCAGUAUAAAUUGUUAGCAGGCUCUAAUUAUAGCUAGUUAUUACACUGUAACACGUUAAGUUCAUAUUUAUAAAUUGUACAUAAUCUAUGUGCAAUAGAGAAAUCUCUGUCCAU